AUGGCCGGCAUGGACCCAAAGCCCGAGGCCUCCAUGAGGAAGCUGGCACACUGUGCCAUCCUGGCCGCCAAUAACAUCACGGCGGCCCAACCCAUCAAGCAGGACAAGGCCAUCAGGGACGCCGCCCAGGCCGCCGUCGGUCUUGUCGAGGAUGACCCUUUAAUCAGCAUCAUCGUCAUCCAGUUCACCUGUGUUGCUGCCCACCGUCGAUUCUUUAGAGUCGCUCUCCGAGGCGGAUCCCCCACCAUACCCAGGAUCAUGGUGACUGAGAACAAGAGGAUUGAGGACAACCCCCCUUCAGCCCAGCUGGCAGUUUCAGCUCCACCUAGUCCUGACAACUCUUCAGCUUCUCCUAGUCCUGACAACUCUUCAGCUUCUCCUAGUCCUGACAACCCUUCAGCAGAGGGAGAGGCCGUGGGGGGAGGGGCCGUGGGGGGAGGGGCUGCACAGUCCAGCAUGCAAACGAAGAAGACGGUGGGUACCAUCACGAGCACUUCACAGAUGAAGACGACGGCACCGAGGUCCGUCCUGCGCGCCGAGGACGUGGAGGGCGCGGGCGAGGAGGGCACGGAGGGAGGGGCCGUGGAGGGAGGGGCCGUGGAGGGAGGGGCCGUGGAGGGAGGGGCCGCACAGUCCAGCAUGCUACCGAGGAGGAAGAGGCCGUGGAGGAAGAGGCCGUGGAGGGAGGGGCCGUGGAGGGAGGGGCCGUGGAGAGAGGGGCCGCACAGUCCAGCAUGCUACCGAGGAGGAAGAGGCCGUGGAGGAAGAGGCCGUGGAGGGAGGGGCCGUGGAGGGAGGGGCCGUGGAGGGAGGGGCCGUGGAGAGAGGGGCCGCACAGUCCAGCAUGCUACCGAGGAGGAAGAGGCCGUGGAGGGAGGGGGCCGUGGAGGGAGAGGCCGUGGGGUGAGGGGCCGCACAGUCCAGCAUGCUACCGAGGAAGACGGUGGGUACCAUCACGAGCCCUCCACAGAUGAAGACGACGGCACCGAGCUCCGUCCUGCGCGCCGUGGACGUGGCGGGCGCGGAGGAAGAGGUCGAGGAGGGACGGGCCGCGGAGGGAGAGGCCGCACAGUCCAGCAUGCAAACGAGGAAGACGGUGGAUACCAUCAUGAGCCCUUCACAGAUGAAGACGACGGCACCGAGGUCCGUCCUGCGCGCCGAGGACGAGGGUUGAGGGGCCUUUCAGAAAAAUAUGACGAACGAGUCACGAUGAAGCCUGAAACAUACAGGAUAGGCAUUGAAGGAGUGAAGCGUUACAGGCAAAAUGAUGUGGAUGAACUUGAACAGUUCCAGUGA
This is a messenger RNA of Branchiostoma floridae (Florida lancelet), 1296 nucleotides long. Its product is annotated as ribosome-binding protein 1-like. The transcript has 3 exons. The record is from RefSeq and is a predicted model, not a curated record. Bases 1 to 1296 code for a protein of 431 amino acids. NCBI's taxonomy places the organism in Eukaryota, Metazoa, Chordata, Leptocardii, Amphioxiformes, Branchiostomatidae.